AUGGGUGAAAGCAAUUUGAAAACUACACAGGGAGUGGUGACAAGUUUCAGUAGUGAUUAUGGCUGGAUUAAUGAGUCCAUCUGCUUCAAUUGCAAUGCUGUGAUUAGCAGAAUGCCUCCAAAACAUGGACUUAAAGUGGUUCAAGAAGAAGAUGAAACAUCUCAUGAGCUCCAUCAAACUGCUAUGCGACAGGUAGAUGGACUCUGUGAUGAUAUUGAUGACUCUGGACCAUCAGACCUUGAAACUAGAGUUAUAACUGCUCGUGUUACCUCUGUGAGCCGAGAUGCUGUGUACAUUGAUGAGGAAACUUAUUUCUCCCUAGACAUUGCUUCUGAAGGUUUUACGCCUUAUAAGGGUGACUGGAUAGACGUUGAGUACUGCGUCCUGUCAGGCACAUCCAACAUCAAGGCACUCUCCAUGAAGCCCUUGUUCUAUAGGCAUCUGGAGGAGGUCUGCAUCACCAGCAUGCAUGGAAGAAAUGGGGUGCUAGAUGGCAUUAUCUUUUUCACCUUGGACUCUCUGAAACUUCCAGAUGGUUACAGUCCCCAAAUAAAUGACAUCGUUAGUGUUGACAUAGUAGAGAGUACUCAUUCAUGGUACAUUUGGAGAGCAAUUUCUAUGACCCCAGUUCCAAAUUCAUUAUAG
Messenger RNA from Tupaia belangeri chinensis (Chinese tree shrew), 645 nucleotides. RefSeq names its product cancer/testis antigen 55-like. NCBI's taxonomy places the organism in Eukaryota, Metazoa, Chordata, Mammalia, Scandentia, Tupaiidae. Bases 1 to 645 code for a protein of 214 amino acids. The transcript is spliced from 6 exons. The record is from RefSeq and is a predicted model, not a curated record.